Molecule: messenger RNA, 2556 nt
Organism: Scleropages formosus (Asian bonytongue)
Lineage: Eukaryota; Metazoa; Chordata; Actinopteri; Osteoglossiformes; Osteoglossidae
Product: mRNA decay activator protein ZFP36L1-like
Exons: 3
Coding region: 145-1251 (368 amino acids)
Molecular function (GO): mRNA binding; metal ion binding
Source: RefSeq, a predicted model, not a curated record
UAUAAAGCAAACCCGCGGAGCGAAGCACCGACAGAGGGGGUCUCUGUGGAGGCAGCUGGACUAGGCUAACAGGCGCCGUUGGCUGGUUCAUUCAGCACUUCGUAACUCGUAUAGUUCAUCAAAAUAAAAGUUUCCACAACGAAGAUGACCACGGUCGUGGCGUCGACAUUCUUUGACUUCGGCGAAAUGAUGACCAAGACUUCUUGGAGAUUGGGGUGUGGGACUGACAACAUGCAUCAGAACAACAAAACAAACUACAACAACAACAUCCUUACUGGCUCCCAUCAGAUACCUGCCUCCUGCACUGGUAGCACCCCUACGAUGGUCUCCCCCACUGGGGCCCUGCUGGACAGGAAGGCAGUGGGGACCCCCUCAACAAGUGGGAUGUACCAGAGGCGACAUUCUGCCUCUCUUCCAAGCUCAAAGUUCAACCAGAAUCAGUUCAUCAAUGGCCUUAAAGUAGACCCCUUGCCCACCUUGGGCAGUGGCAGCAGCAACAAGGAGAACCGCUUCCGGGAUCGCUCUUUCUCUGAAGGCGGUGAGCGUCUGCUGCAGAAGUCACUCAGCAUGACUGGCAGUGGCAACAGCCAGGUAAACUCCAGCCGCUACAAAACAGAGCUGUGCCGUCCCUUUGAGGAGAAUGGCGCCUGCAAGUACGGUGACAAGUGCCAGUUUGCGCAUGGUGUCCGUGAGCUCCGCAGCCUGAGCCGCCACCCCAAGUACAAGACGGAGCUGUGCCGCACCUUCCACACCAUUGGCUUCUGCCCCUAUGGCCCACGCUGCCACUUUGUCCACAAUGCUGAAGAGCGCCGGGGGCCUCCACCACUCUCAACCUCCAACAAGCUGGAGAGGCCCCGUCUCCAGCACAGCUAUAGUUUUGCUGGGUUCUCAAGCACAGGCAGCCUGCAGGACAGCCCCACAUCUGUCACCCCUCCACCCAUCUUCUCCACUGAGGAUCUCAGUGGGUGGCCCAGCAACCCAUUCACUUACUCCAGCCAGGAACUGGGGAACCUGUUCGGCCCCAGCCUAGGUGGUGCGUUCAGCAGCGAUCUUUCAACUCAAGCACCCCCCUCCCCAACAGCAGCCUACUUCCGACCGAUGUCCGAGUCGCCUUCCAGCCCUCCGGAAUCCCUCUCAGAUCAAGAAGGGUACCAGAGCAGCUCAGGGAGUCUGAGUGGCUCAGAGUCCCCUGUUUUGGAUGCUACGCGUCGCCUACCCAUCUUCAGCAGACUCUCCAUCUCAGAUGAGUAAAUCAGACACACAUUACUGAGAUGGUGCAAGAGAAGGAAGGCAGUGGUCACUCCCCUCUCCUGCUCCACCCUUCCCACUUUCCUGGCUUUGUUUACAAGUGAGGGACAGUCAGAUUUAUAUCCAACUGUUUUAAAUUAAGCUGAAUGCUGCCCCACUUCACCCGCAGUGACAGUCAAAUCCUUUCCUGCCGUUCACUUUGCCUUUCCUCGCACAUUGCUACCCUAACCUUCACCGAUGUGGGCCUGGUAAGUUCUACUUCAGAAGAACCGUUCAGAACUCCAGUUUCAAAAGGACUAGUUGAAUUAAGGGAGAGUCUAAAAUGGCCUUUCAGCUAAAGCAAUAAAAGGGGGGGGGGGGGGAACUCCUAUAAGUUCCUCAAAACAGCCACAUCUGACUUCAUGCCUCCCACUUUCUUUGGUGCCAGAAGGGUGAAACAGUUGUAGAAAACGAGAGCUCUGUGGGAAAGGUGUUAGUCUGUGACUAAUGCUACACAUCUCAUGUGAUGUCUUUCUCCUAUUCCCUGGUCAUGGUUUCAUGUUCUUCACUGGCCACUGCCUCAGGAUCCCUAUUCAUGUUUGGCAAACAAAGGAUGCAACCACAGCCUUAUGUACAGUUUUGUAGCAGCAGCUAAAGAAUCAAAGUGCCUGGGGGAGUGUUGUAGCCAGUGCUAAAGCAAAGGCCUGCAAUUGGCCCCAUCAUUCCUGUAGGAACACCCACGUGUGGAAAAUCUGCAGGAAGGAUUUGAAAGAUUGGGAAGAUUGUACUGGCUUGAGAGUUUGACAGGAAAAUACUCAUUUUCUUUAUUUUGGUGUGAUAAGAGUUCUGCCCCCCCUUUCAUCACCAUGACAGCAUCCUUAACUUGUGGCCUUAAGAUGUUUUUAUUUAAAUGUAACUCUUUCAAAUGUCUUGUUUUUGGGAGGAGAUUGUUGCUGAUGUUGGGGGGGGGGGGGGGGAGAAUGACCUUUGACACCAAGACUGUUGCCCUCCUGCUUCUGCUGCCCUUACCCCAGACUUUAAUGCAUUCUGCCAAGCAUGGGCACAUUGUGUUUCAUCAGUGCAGCUGUGGUCUGCCACAAAGUGGUCCGUUCCUACCUAAAUUCCACUUUGUGGAGCACUUUUUUUUAGCCCUCUCAUAACCGCUUGCUUUUUUAUUUUUUGUUUUGGAAAACCUUUCAAAAUGUAAGAUUUGCUUGUCACUGCUUAUUUAUCAAACAUAUUUAUUGCUGAUCAUAUGCAUUUUUUUGUUAAUUUUGUUUGUAUUUAUCUGGAUAAUAAUGAAACGAUAGAAUAUAUUUUCUUUUAUGU